Molecule: messenger RNA, 1368 nt
Organism: Leptidea sinapis
Lineage: Eukaryota; Metazoa; Arthropoda; Insecta; Lepidoptera; Pieridae
Exons: 7
Coding region: 181-1161 (326 amino acids)
Source: RefSeq, a predicted model, not a curated record
AACGGUGACUGUGAUGAGUGUGAUUGAAUUUGAAUUUUGAAAGCUGAAACUUUGCUUCUAUCUUCGUUUCAGUUGUAAUCACGACGUUGUAAUUUUCAAAUAAUUUGAAAAGAUCGAAAUCGAAUUCGCCUUUGACCCUUAAUAAUAAUUUAUUGUUUAAUAUUCUGAAUUUGUGACAAUAUGUCCAAGCGAAAACAAAUAAAGAUAACUAAAGCAUUCAAAAAAGCUACUACUGCUAUAAAACCACAGGAACCGGAGGAAAUCGAUGAAUUACAACAAGAAAUAGAAAAGCUUAAAGAGGAAGUAAAAUUAAAAAAGGGGCUAUUGUUUCAAUAUCAACGACAAGCUAACAAGUCGAAUGCUGCGGCGUUAAAUCUAGUUGAGAAGUAUGUUAGGCCUAAGAAAAUUAUAACUACCAAUUCAGUGGCGAGUUUAGAAAACGAAUUGGAACUGCAUUGUAUGCUGAAUGGUGUAGAAGUACAGUCUUUUGUGAAGGAUGACCAUUGCUGUGUUGUUUACCAUAUACAACAUAAUAUGAGACACCAUCAAUACAAACAUGGCCUCAGAAUUGACAUGUCACCCAGUGGUAAAGAAAUUACAAAAAUGUCCCUACCAGAAGGUUUCAAACUACAGGCUGUAUUGAAAGACUAUGACAAUAUUAUGCAUCCAGACUGCCUUGGUGCUAUAAGAAAAGCAUUAGUUGCAUACUAUGAUAGAUUGGAACAAUAUGAGGGUUUAAAGAAACAAAUAGAAUUGGAUGCAAACCUAUUCAAGACAAAAGAUACAACAGAUGUGGAGAUAACAUUCGCCAUACGAAGUCACAUGGAUGAACCAGACAAACAAAUUAGAGUAACACUUAACCUGGCCUAUGGAAUCUACGACAUUUUGCCAAACAAUUAUUCAUUCAUAGGCGCUGUUUCAGAUGUGGGUGAGGAUGUAUUGGAAACACUAGAAUCCCAAUGUCUGCUGUUGAAUAAGAAACGAUUAGAUGUAGCGUUUCAUAACACAUUCAUUGAUGGUGUCGGCCCAUACAACAUGAUUCAACAAAUGCCACUUGAACAGGCGCCAUUGAACCACCGUCCCAAAAAGCACAAUAACAGCAAUGAUAAUACGUUUCUGCCUGAAGCGUGUUCUGACCAAGGAGAGGAAGAAUAUAUGUAAACAUUCGAGCACAAUAUUCACAACUCAACUCUUAUUUCCUUGUGCAUGCAUGCAAUAGUUAAGUCUGUUAAUGAUAUAAGCUGAUUUGUCAAAAUUUACCUACGCAGUGAGCUGAGCUCAACGGGAUUCUUAUUAAAAAAAUUAUAAUUUAUAAGUUAUCAAGAACCCGGAAAUAAAUAUGAAAAAUUAAAUGUUUAUUUAAAUUUA